ACUAUACCAAAAGAGAUGAGAAUGUGUCAUGGGGCUGGUUACUCUGAGAUGAGGCUCCCAAACCUGAUGGGACAUGCUACCCUGGAAGAUGUUAUUCCAAAGUCUGCUGAGUGGAUCCGUCUUUUACAAACUGGCUGUCACCCCCAAGUACGAACUUUCUUGUGUUCUCUGUUUGCACCAGUCUGCUUGGAUAGCUUCAUUCAGCCCUGUCGAAGCAUGUGCACUGCGGUUCGUGACAGCUGUGUCCCAAUCUUGGCUUGUCGUGGUCAUUCGUGGCCCAAAGAACUGGACUGCGAGAGAUUCCCUUCUGAUGAGGACUUGUGUUUUGCAUCUAAUACCAAACACAAUGGUGUUUAUUAUAAAUUUUUUCCCAAACCUACAUGCCAAGAUUGCCCUGCAGUUGAGGAACCAUUUUCUUACAAGCAAGUCCUGGACACUUUUUGUAACAACAAUUUUGCAGUAAAAGUUAAACUGGUGAAGAAGCAGGCGGCCUCACAUCAGCUGGAAUACGAAGUAGAAGGAAGAGUAGAAUUUAUCAAGCAGGGAUUACUCAUGCCGUUCGAUACACGCAACUUGAUUCAGCAGUGGUUGAUGAUCAAUGACCAGUGUGCCCAGCAGCUAGGUCAUUUAAACCGUUCAGUGUUUUACGUGAUUGUAGGAGAUGUAUAUGAACGAAAGGUGACAUUCAACCGAAUCUAUAACUGGCAAAGAAAAGAUGGCCAGCUGACAACAGCCACACGCAAAUGGAGACAACAUAAAUGUUAG
Messenger RNA from Protopterus annectens (West African lungfish), 765 nucleotides. RefSeq names its product secreted frizzled-related protein 2-like. The record is from RefSeq and is a predicted model, not a curated record. Gene Ontology annotation, biological process: non-canonical Wnt signaling pathway; canonical Wnt signaling pathway; negative regulation of canonical Wnt signaling pathway. The coding region runs from base 16 to 765 and encodes 249 amino acids. The transcript has 4 exons. NCBI's taxonomy places the organism in Eukaryota, Metazoa, Chordata, Ceratodontiformes, Protopteridae. Gene Ontology annotation, molecular function: Wnt-protein binding.